Messenger RNA from Hordeum vulgare subsp. vulgare (domesticated barley), 1261 nucleotides. RefSeq names its product momilactone A synthase-like. The transcript has 2 exons. Lineage: Eukaryota; Viridiplantae; Streptophyta; Magnoliopsida; Poales; Poaceae. The record is from RefSeq and is a predicted model, not a curated record. The annotation marks the transcript as partial.
CGCCUCCUCUCCGCUUCCGCCGACUCUCGGAGGCUGGCCGGGAAGGUGGCCGUCAUCACCGGCGACGGGAGCGGCAUCGGGAAGGUGACGGAUGCCGAGUUCGUGCGGAACGGCGCCAAGGUCGUGCUCACCGAUAUCCAGGACAACCUCGACCGCGCCGUGGCCGCCGAGCUCGGCGACCCGGACACAGCCUGUUACAGCCGAUGCGAUGUCACCGACGAGGCGCAGGUCGCGGCCGCCGUGGACCUCGCCGUGGUGCGGCACGGCCGGCUCCACGUGAUGUUCAACAACGCCGGGAUCACAGGCGGCAACUACACGGGGACCGCCAUUGAGUCCCUGGACAUGGCCGGCUUCGACCGCGUCAUGGCCGUCAACCUCCGCGGGCUGGCCGCUGGCAUCAAACACACAGCACGCGCCAUGGUCCCACGCGGCGUGGGGUGCAUCCUCUGCCCAUCCAGCACCGCGGGCGCGCUGGGCUGGUCGGGUCCCCACGCGUACAGCGUCUCCAAGACGGCCGUCGUCGGCAUGGUGCGGUCCGCAGCGGCGGAGCUGGCGGCGCGCGACAUGAGGGUGAACGCCAUCUCCCCGUACCCCAUCGCGACGCCCAUGGGGGCGCGCUCUCGGAGGGAGAUGCUGGGGCUUCCGCCCGGGGGCGCGGGCGAUGAGGAGCUGAUCAGGCGGCUGUUCGAUGAGGACAUCAACAAGAUGGGCGGCGGCAUCGUGCUGCGCGCGGAGGACGUUGCGAGGGCGGCGGUGUUCCUGGCGUCCGACGAUGCCACGUACAUCACCGGGCAUAAGCAUAACCUCAUGCUGGACGGCGGGUUCUCCGUUGAUUCUUGUAUGGAAAGAAGAAAGAUAGGAUUGACCUUGCGCACUGAUGGUUGUAUGGACGUCGAUGGCCGUCGCCGGUCAAAGGAGUAUGAUAGCAGACGUUGUGGGGAUGCCGCACUCAGCCCACCAUGAGCUCCGGGUCAAGACGGUGGCGGCCGACGAGCAGAGUUUCUCGUUGAGGAGGUCAUCCUCCUCCCUGUACAUUCUUGGCUUCGCAAGAACCUGACUGGUUUGAUUUAAUUCAGUAGUUCUGGUGGCAUUGGAUUCUCAGAUGCAACAUUUAAUUGACAAUUCUUUACUCCAAUGGAAGAAAAAGAAUGUUAUUACAUAGUGGGGUUCAGUGGUAAAUACUCACAUAUUCUUGAUCCCCAGAUAUGUUUUGCUUCUAUAUGCACUAUUCUUCUAGGUGGUACAUAACAAGAGCAAAUAU